Juglans regia (Persian walnut) is the source of this 3654-nucleotide messenger RNA. Its product is annotated as disease resistance protein RUN1-like. The record is from RefSeq and is a predicted model, not a curated record. Bases 1 to 3654 code for a protein of 1217 amino acids. Lineage: Eukaryota; Viridiplantae; Streptophyta; Magnoliopsida; Fagales; Juglandaceae. The transcript is spliced from 6 exons. Gene Ontology annotation, biological process: signal transduction; defense response. Gene Ontology annotation, molecular function: ADP binding.
AUGACUUCUUCCAUGGCCUUUCAAUUUGGAGCUUCUUCCUCUUCUUCAUCCUCUUCAUCUCCUUCCAUCCGUUCAUGGAAUCAUGAUGUAUUCUUGAGCUUUAGAGGUAAAGAUAUUCGCCAAAAGUUUAUUUCUCAUCUAAAUCAUGCUUUACUUCAAAGUGGAAUCAAGACUUACAAAGAUAGCGUCGACCUUGAAAGAGGAGAGCAAAUUCUGUCAGAACUUUUCAAAGCUAUUGAAGAGUCACAAAUUUCGAUUAUUGUAUUCUCUAAAAACUAUGCAGAAUCCAGAUGGUGCUUAAACGAGCUAUUGAAGAUUCUUGAGUGUAAGAAAAUAAUGAAACAAAUUGUUCUACCAAUAUUCUAUAAGGUAAAACCAUCGGAAAUACGAGAACAAAAAGGAAGAUUUGGAGAAGCAUUCACUAAACUUGGAGAGAAAAUAAGGGAUGACAUAAAGCCGCUGCUGGAAUCCUGGAAGAAAGCUUUAGAAGAAGUAGCCAAUUUGUCAGGGUUGGAAUAUUUAGCCGGGGAUGAUGAGUCAGAAUUUAUCCAAAAAAUCAUUUUGUGGUUGAACCCAAAAAUAGUCAACCGAACACCUUUAAGUGUUGCCAAGCAUCCAAUUGGGAUUGAGUCUCGUAUACAAGACAUUUAUCAGCAUUUAAGUAUCAAAAGGAAGGAUAUUAUACUCAUGGUAGGGAUAUUCGGAGUCGGUGGAAUUGGAAAGACAACUAUUUCAAACGAUAUUUAUAACCAGAUUUCUUCUCAAUUUGAAGGAAGUUGUUUCUUGAGAAAUAUUAGAGAAACUUCAAAACAAGUGGGAGGUCUGAUUCAGCUACAAAAUACACUUAUUUUCGAGAUCUUAGGAACAAAGUUGGAUAUUAAUGAUGUUGAUAGAGGAGUCGGUGUAAUUUGGCAUAGACUUCAAUCUAAAAGGAUUCUUCUAAUUCUGGAUGAUGUGGAUGACAUGGUCCAACUCGAAAAAUUAGCUGGAGAUCGUGCUUGGUUUGGUUCAGGAAGUAGAGUCAUUAUAACAACAAGAGAUCAACAUUUACUAGAUAACUCUAAAGUUGAUUUAAAAUACGAGGUGAGGACUUUGGAUGACAAUGACGCUCUUCAACUCUUUAGCUUGUAUGCUUUUGAGGAAAAGGAACCAUUGAAGGAUUAUGUGGACCUCUCUAAACAAGUAACAAACUAUGCUCAGGGACUUCCACUAGCUUUAACAGUGCUAGGUUCAGAUCUAAAAGGUCAAAGUAUACAUCAAUGGAAAAGUGCAUUGGAUAAGUAUAGAAAUAUUCCUAACCGAAAUAUUCAGAGAGUACUUCAAAUAAGUUUUGAUAGUUUGGAAGAUAAUGAGAAAGACAUGUUCCUUGAUAUAGCAUUUUUCUUCAAAGGAGAACCUUUUGCUAAGGUCAUGGAAAUAUUUGAUAGUUGUGGUUUUUUUCCGGAUCAUGGUAUCCAAAGACUUAUAGACAAGUGUCUUAUUACUGUUAAAGGGAGUAGUUAUGGAUAUAUUUGGAUGCAUGACUUGCUACAAGAUAUGGGUCAAGAAAUUGUUCGAGAAAAAUCAUCCAAAGAACCUAGCAAACGCAGUAGAUUGUGGUUUCACGAGGAUGUUCGUCAAGUGUUCGAAGAAGAUACGGGGCCAAACAAAAUUGAAGGCAUACUAGUAGAUUUACCUGAAGGGGAUGAGGAGAUAAGCUUGCAUCCCGAAGCAUUUCGACAUAUGGAAAGACUUAGAAUCUUUAUAAAUCGUAAUGCACAUUUUUCUUGUGCACCGUAUUAUCUCUCUGACAAGUUAAGAGUCCUUGAUUGGUCUAAAUAUCCUGUAGAGUCUUUGCCACGUAAUUUUCAAGGGAAGAAACUCAUUGUCUUUAAGAUUCGUGAUAGCCUGGUCAAGGAGUUAGGGGAUGGAUUCAAACCCAAGAAUUUGACAACUAUGACUUUCUUUAAUUGUCAAUUCUUAGAAAAGAUUCCGGAUCUUUCAAGCAUCUCAAAUUUGAAGGAAUUGAUUAUCCAAAAUUGUAGAAGAUUAGUUGAGGUGCAUGAUUCCGUUGGAUCUUUGGAAAAACUUUCUAUGUUGGAUUUUCGUGGAUGCUCUAAACUCCAAAUCCUUCCAAGAAGCCUCAAGUUGAGAUCUUUACACAUGCUUCAUCUUUGUGAUUGCUCAAGCCUUCGUUAUCUUCCUGAAAUCGAGUGCAAAAUGGAAUGUUUAAGGACAUUGACUCUAAAUCACACUGCAAUAGAAGAACUACCUUUAUCCAUCGGGAACUUGGUUGGACUCCAGUAUUUAAAAAUAUCGAAUUGCAAAAACCUUAUGCGUCUCCCAUUUGCUUGCAUUCGAUUGCAAAAUUUAUCUCUCCUCGAGAUUGGUGGUUGUCCAAAACUUGUAAAGAAGAUGAGGGAUGAUGGGCUAUCCCUUCUUGUUAUUGAGUCUACAAAAAUGGAAGAGGAGAUCUCAUUACGUGAAGAACGACUCCAUGAAUUGGUGACUCCAAUGAAUUCAAGCAAUGGGAGCACUGCAUUACAAGUAUCAAAUCUUCAAAUUAGUUGUUCCCAUUCAGAAUCAAAUUUCUUUCCACUAUAUAGUUUCUUUACCAUGUUUAAUUCCUCUGCCAGUUUGAGAUGGUUAGAUCUACAGGGGACUGAAAUUGUUUGCCUUCCCACGAGCAUCAAAGGAUUCGUUCCACUAACUACACUUUCCUUGCGCGAUUGUGAGAAACUUGAAGAAAUACUAGAGCUUCCACCAAAUAUAAGGUACAUAUAUGUAGAGGGAUGCACGUCAUUAGAAAGAUUUCCAGAAGUAUCAAAGAUAUUGCAAUUCGAUGGAAGCCACAUCACAUCACUAGAAACUAUUAAAUUGAGCGGCUGCUACAAAAUGCAUGUGAAUAUAUGGAAUGAUAAAGUGCAAAAUCAUUCAUUGUGGAAGAUUCCAGCAUGGUUGCAUUAUGUUCAUGAGUUUUUAAAAGAUAAUGCAAUGGUGAAGGGGUUUGAUGAUGUCAAAGAAGAGUGGGCAGUAGAUAUUGAGGGGCCGCACUAUUUGGAAGAGAUCAGCGGAAUUGUAUUAUAUCUCGUAAUGUUUUUUGAUGAUGAUAAUAUCCGGGAGGAGGGUGUUGUUGGUGAUGUUAAGAUAACCAGUAACAGCUCAAAUCAUGUACGUUGUAUUGAAAGAGGGGUAGAAUUGGUUAAUUUGGAUCGGUCUGGAUAUCUUGUAUGGGUGGGGUACUCCAAUUUACAAUCUUUUGAGCUCAAGGUUUUGGACAACUUGCGAGUUCAGUUUUAUCUCCAUCAUCCUUAUGAGGAGGCAGUGCCAUUUGAUACAACUUGCAGAGCCAAAGUGGGAUAUCCUAAGCACCAUCGAAUUGGCAUAAUCUUUGUGGGAAACAGGAUUCCAGAUUCAAUUCCGUCAGUUCAGAUUAUGAAAUGUGUUCAGAACAUGUUUGGUUGGGCUACUUUGUUGGAGAAACUGUGUUCAGACAACCUACGUAUUAAACUUUUAUGCACUUCAAAAUCGUUGUUCUUCAAAGCUGCUUGGAUAACCACUAAUGGUGAUGCUAAGAUAACCACUAAUGGCUCAAAUCAUGUAUGCAGUAUUCAAGGGGAAUUAAUGGAUAUGCUGUAUGGGCGGGGUACUCCAAUUUACAAUCUUUUGAACUAA